CGCGACGAUUCAUUCUACUUCUCUAUCGUAAUAUUCUUGGUCGAGAACACCCUCUUCAAGAUACCCAGCCACGUUUUGAGUGACCACUCCGAUGUCUUUCAGGCUAUGUUCUCGCUUCCAACAGGCGAAAGCAUCGCCGAGGGCCUUACUGACGAUAACCCCGUCGCACUCAAAGGCAUUACCAGCUUCGACUUCAAGCAGCUCCUCAAGGUCCUUUAUUCUCGGGCUGUCCUCCCUCCUUGGACGUCGACGAUCCCGAACCAGGUCAGCGGCCAACUCCCCAUGACCCUCGAGGAGUGGACUCCUGUGCUCCGACUUUCCGACCAGUGGAACAUGACUGCAGUACAUCAAUUCGCAAUCGAAAAGAUGGCGGUGAUGAGCAUGGACCCCGUCGACCGCCUCGCCCUCGCCCUCGAGUUUGACAUCAAGCCUUGGAUGAUGCCUGCGCUCAACGCGCUUGCACAGCGCCCGGAACCCAUGGCGCGACGCGAUGUUGACAAACUAGGGCUGGACGUCGUGCUGCAGAUCGCCGAAGUACGCGAGAGUUUC
Messenger RNA from Coniophora puteana RWD-64-598 SS2, 549 nucleotides. RefSeq lists its product as uncharacterized. The record is from RefSeq and is a predicted model, not a curated record. Gene Ontology annotation, molecular function: protein binding. NCBI's taxonomy places the organism in Eukaryota, Fungi, Basidiomycota, Agaricomycetes, Boletales, Coniophoraceae. The transcript has 2 exons. The annotation marks the transcript as partial.